This is a messenger RNA of Atta colombica, 2309 nucleotides long. RefSeq names its product hemicentin-2-like. Gene Ontology annotation, cellular component: cell-cell junction. Gene Ontology annotation, molecular function: cell adhesion molecule binding. Bases 193 to 2274 code for a protein of 693 amino acids. Gene Ontology annotation, biological process: cell-cell adhesion. The record is from RefSeq and is a predicted model, not a curated record. The transcript has 6 exons. NCBI's taxonomy places the organism in Eukaryota, Metazoa, Arthropoda, Insecta, Hymenoptera, Formicidae.
UGUAAGCCAUUGGAUUAUCAGUCUGUUCACGCGAUAAAAGCGUUCCCCAAGCGUUCUCCAAAUCCGUGAGUCUUACGAUUCGUACGAUCCGCACGUCGGAAGACAGCUCCAAAUCUUUGGACGAAUCUUUUUCGCGACAGUCGCUGAAGAUGUCUUGAUUGAGUCGAUUGUGAAUUUUCUAGUCCCGCAAAGAUGACGUUCGAUCGCUCGAUUCGUUUGCUCGAUUUCCUUCUCGUCAUCUGCAUUUCUCGCACCUUUGUUUUUGGCGAGCAACAAUUUCUAGAGAAACCGCAACCUUACCAGGAAGUGUCGUCUGGCGAUGACGUGAAAUUACGUUGCAUAGUACAGAAUAAGGGUGGCCAGUGCAUCUGGCAGAAGGAUCGGAGACCGGUAGGCAUACAACCAGAUAAGUACGAGUGGGCGAACAGCCGCAGCAGCGGCGACUGUACCCUUGUGAUAAGACGAGCCAAUUUAUAUUUUGACGAUGGCUUCUGGGAGUGCCAGGUUACUUCCAGCGAUUUUACCCGCCAAGACGCACUCUCAUCCGAACAAUCGAGACUGCUCGUGAAGGUGAAACCUAAAGAACCUCAACUGGAAUAUGGGGGGACCAUUUUGGGCGCCACCCUAAUGCUGCAGGAGGGGCAGGAAGUAAUGAUUUCCUGCAUUUCAAAAUACGGAAAUCCACCCGCCGUUAUCAAAUGGUUCAUAGGGAACAAGGAGGAGAAAUCUUACACGUCGCAAAGCAACGCAACGGAGGUAGAUAAUCCGAAAACCUGGGCGGCUCAUAGUUUUCUACGGGUGCGUGGUCGAAGGGAGAAUCACGGUCUGCCGAUCCGAUGUGUGGCCAUGCAUCCGACGAGCUUAACACCGAUGAGCACAGAGACGCGACUGGAUGUUCAUUAUUCGCCGGAAGUGCGACUCGAGAUGGGUCCGCAGCCGCUCAUGGCUGCUCCGGAGGAUUCGGUGAGUUUCUUGAACCUGAAGUGCCUGGCGGAUGCUAAUCCAGUCCCAAGUAUCAAAUGGUUCAAAGACUCGGUACCGCUCGACCGCUUGUUAAUUGAUGCCACAUCUUCGUCGUCACCAUCGCUAACACAAGGCAAAACGACAGAGCUGAACGACACUAUGUGGAGUGCCAAAUUGCACUUCGAGCCGGUCACGAGGAGUGAUGCCGGCUUGUACUCAUGCAAGGCGACGAACAACGUCGGUGAAAGCGCUCCCGCGAGUUACAGGCUCGAUGUGCAAUAUGGACCGAAGGAGAAGAGCAAAGACGGAAAUGUCACGUCCAUGAACGUGGAAGAUAUGGCGUUGCUGGGUUCCGCUAUGGCCCCCUUUGAGUGCUCCGAGUUCGAAGCUAAUCCGUCCCCUCAAUAUAGAUGGGUGCAUCUUCGCGGUAGCUUGGCGGAGCCGAUAGAGAAUCGCGUGCAGAACAAGGGCGGUGGUCGACGCCUCCACCUCGAAAAUAUCAUGUGGUCCGACGAGGGAGAAUACCGUUGCAUUGCCUUCAACACAAUCAACGGUGUUAAAAGAGAGACUUCCAGUAGCAUACGCUAUGUGCUACACGUGACUGGACCGCCGGAGAUCCAGGUCAAACCAUUGCUAGGCGAGAACCUCUUAGAGUCCGUUGGAUGGGCCGGGGAACCUGUGCACAGGCUCAAAUUCCGAUUUUGCUCGCGACCGCCACCGAAACUGGUCGCUUGGCAGUGGGGCAGUUCUCAUCUUCGAGCCGGAGAAAGCAUUAAUCCAAAAUACGAUGCUCUACCAUUGGAACCCAUCAUCGAGAAUAAAAUGGUGACCAACUGUUAUUGGGCCAAGCUGGAAAUCAAGGAUUUGCGAAAGGAGGACGCUCGGAUAUACAUUUUAUUAGUGGAAAGUGAGAAGGGUCAGGACUCAACGAACAUCAAAUUGAUAGUGAGAGACCCCACGGAGAUGCGCGUAAUAGCCGCAGCCGUGGCAGUCGGCCUGUUAUUUCUGUUAUUGCUGAUCUCCAUCAGCGUGUACUCGCUGCUGAGAAUGCGUCGCGGACGGUACCGACAGAAGGUGGAGGAGGAGGGCAGCAUCGCGGCAGAUGCACUUUAUAGUAAUGGUGCAUCGAUGGAUCAACAAAAGUCCAUGAAUUCGUCUCAUGCAAAGACCUUUGCAAGAAAGUCUAGCUUAGAUGGCAGCCAGGGCGUGUAUGAUUACAAUCGCAUCGCGAAGCAGACGCGUGCCAUGAGCCCGGAAGCGCUGAAGGUCAGAAGAGCGCCGGCAGUCUUACAACCGCCCACCAUAGUGUAAAAUAUAUGGAUCUCCAUCUCUUUCAUUGAUACCGA